GUUGGAGAAUGGAAUAGUUUUUCUUGUUUAGGUCAACUGGUCAAGAAAGACUCCAUCCAAAGGGUUUAUCCUACUGUACUCACCAUGGUUGUUGUUCACCUACCCCAGGGUUUAUCCUACUGUACUCACCAUGGUUGUUGUUCUCAUACCCCAGGGUUUAUCCUACUGUACUCACCAUGGUUGUUGUUCUCAUACCCCAGGGUUUAUCCUACUGUACUCACCAUGGUUGUUGUUCUCCAGGCCCAGGGUUUAUCCUACUGUACUCACCAUGGUUGUUGUUCUCCAGGCCCAGGGUUUAUCCUACUGUACUCACCAUGGUUGUUGUUCUCCAGGCCCAGGGUUUAUCCUACUGUACUCACCAUGGUUGUUGUUCUCCAGGCCCAGGGUUUAUCCUACUGUACUCAUCAUGGUUGUUGUUCUCCAGGCCCAGGGUUUAUCCUACUGUACUCACCAUGGUUGUUGUUCUCCAGGCCCAGGGUUUAUCCUACUGUACUCACCAUGGUUGUUGUUCUCCAGGCCCAGGGUUUAUCCUACUGUACUCACCAUGGUUGUUGUUCUGCAGGCCCAGGGUUUAUCCUACUGUAUUCACCAUGGUUGUUGUUCUCCAGGCCCAGGGUUUAUCCUACAGUACUCACCAUGGUUGUUGUUGUCCAGGCCCAGGGUUUAUCCUACUGUACUCACCAUGGUUGUUGUUCUCCAGGUCCAGGGUUUAUCCUACUGUACUCACCAUGGUUGUUGUUCUCCAGGCCCAGGGUUUAUCCUGCUGUACUCACCAUGGUUGUUGUUCUCCAGGCCCAGGGUUUAUCCUACUGUACUCACCAUGGUUGUUGUUCUCCUACCCCAGGGUUUAUCCUACUGUACUCACCAUGGUUGUUGUUCUCCAGGCCCAGGGUUUAUCCUACUGUACUCACCAUGGUUGUUGUUCUCCUACCCCAGGGUUUAUCCUACUGUACUCACCAUGGUUGUUGUUCUCCUACCCCAGGGUUUAUCCUACUGUACUCGCCAUGGUUGUUGUUCUCCAGGCCCAGGGUUUAUCCUACUGUACUCACCAUGGUUGUUGUUCUCCAGGUCCAGGGUUUAUCCUACUGUACUCACCAUGGUUGUUGUUCUCCUACCCCAGGGUUUAUCCUGCUGUACUCACCAUGGUUGUUGUUCUCCAGGCCCAGGGUUUAUCCUACUGUCCUCACCAUGGUUGUUGUUCUCCAGGCCCAGGGUUUAUCCUACUGUACUCACCAUGGUUGUUGUUCUCCUACUCCAGGGUUUAUCCUACUGUACUCACCAUGGUUGUUGUUCUCCAGGCCCAGGGUUUAUCCUACUGUACUCACCAUGGUUGUUGUUCUCCUACUCCAGGGUUUAUCCUACUGUACUCACCAUGGUUGUUGUUCUUACGGCUAAUACAUUUACAUUUAAGUCAUUUAGCAGACGCUCUUAUCCAGAGCGACUUACAAAUUGGUGCAUUCACCUUAUGACAUCCAGUGGAACAGCCACUUUACAAUAG
This is a messenger RNA of Oncorhynchus keta (chum salmon), 1498 nucleotides long. RefSeq lists its product as uncharacterized. Bases 177 to 1469 code for a protein of 430 amino acids. The record is from RefSeq and is a predicted model, not a curated record. Lineage: Eukaryota; Metazoa; Chordata; Actinopteri; Salmoniformes; Salmonidae. The transcript has 2 exons.